This is a messenger RNA of Wasmannia auropunctata (little fire ant), 7326 nucleotides long. RefSeq names its product CAD protein (gene rudimentary). The transcript is spliced from 26 exons. Bases 145 to 6978 code for a protein of 2277 amino acids. Gene Ontology annotation, molecular function: carbamoyl-phosphate synthase (glutamine-hydrolyzing) activity; aspartate carbamoyltransferase activity; amino acid binding. Gene Ontology annotation, biological process: L-citrulline biosynthetic process; 'de novo' pyrimidine nucleobase biosynthetic process; L-glutamine metabolic process. Lineage: Eukaryota; Metazoa; Arthropoda; Insecta; Hymenoptera; Formicidae. Gene Ontology annotation, cellular component: cytosol; cytoplasm. The record is from RefSeq and is a predicted model, not a curated record.
GCUUUAACAGUGCGCAUAUCGCUUUGUAGGAGAAGCUGAACCGCCUGGAACUUGCCGAUAGCCUAAAAGCGUGCUGCCGGCUCACAACGCGCGCCAGUGUGUCGGCAGCACGUGCGUGGGAAAAGAACAACAUUAAAAUUCAAAAUGUCGAGCGACCUGUCGACCGGGCUUAACGACGCGCCUGAUAGCUAUCUUCUCUUGGAGGACGGAAGUGUUUUCUCGGGAAAACACUUCGGUGCCGACGUGUCCGUCGACGGUGAAAUUGUCUUCCAGACUGGUAUGAUUGGUUAUCCGGAGUCACUCACGGAUCCCUCUUAUCACGCUCAGAUUCUAGUGCUUACGUAUCCACUCGUAGGAAACUAUGGCAUCUUCGGCGAUGAAAAGGACGAACACGGCAUACCGUACUGGUUCGAGUCUCAUCGUAUUUGGGCUGCUGGACUCGUGGUCGGAGAAAUUUGCGAGAAGCCCAGCCACUGGAGACAAACUAAGACACUAUCCGACUGGAUGAAGGAACAAAACAUAUCCGGUAUAUGUGAGAUUGACACGCGAGCAUUGACAAAAGUAAUUACCGAAAAAGGUACUAUAUUGGGCAGAAUAAUUUUGGGUAAACCCUCGUCACAUACUCUGCCAAUAAUGCCUUCAAUAGAAGACCCUAACGAAAGAAACCUUGUUGCGGAAGUUUCUCAGCCGGUCCCAAAAACGUAUAAUCCGGACGGGCAUCCUCGUAUAUGCGUGGUCGACUGCGGAUUAAAAUACAACCAGCUGAGAUGUCUGUUAAAACGUGGUGCCCGCGUGGAUGUCGUGCCAUGGAACUACGAUUUUAAAACUGCCGAGUAUGACGGUUUGUUCCUCAGCAACGGCCCGGGUGAUCCCAACAUGUGCCAAGUGACCAUAAAAAAUAUUCGAGAGGCACUCAAGCAGAAAAGACCUAUCUUCGGCAUAUGUCUUGGCCAUCAAUUGCUGUCGAUAGCCGCUGGCUGUGUCACGUACAAAAUGCGGUACGGCAACCGAGGCCACAAUCAACCGGCGACGCAUCGCGAUACCGGACGCUGCUACAUGACCUCGCAGAAUCAUGGAUUUUGCGCCGACGCUACCCGAUUGCCGGCUGAUUGGGAGGUGCUCUUCACCAACGCCAAUGACAAGAGCAACGAGGGUGUGGUACACUCGGUCUUGCCCUAUUUCUCCGUUCAAUUUCAUCCGGAGCACACGGCGGGGCCCGAGGACCUCGAAUGCCUGUUCGACGUGUUUCUGGAGAGCGUGAAAGACCAGAUCAACGAUCGCCCUAACGUCUCGAUAAAGAACAGGCUCACCGAGAGACUUGCCUAUCAACCUUUGGUGCCGAUUGUUACCGAACAUCCGAAAAAGAUAUUGAUUCUAGGCUCGGGAGGCCUCAGCAUCGGCCAGGCCGGAGAAUUCGAUUAUUCGGGCUCGCAAGCGAUUAAAGCGCUAAAGGAAGAGUCGAUACAGACACUCUUGAUAAAUCCUAAUAUUGCCACGGUGCAAACGUCAAAAGGCAUGGUCGACAAAGUGUAUUUCUUGCCGAUUGUACCAGAAUAUGUAGAGCAGGUCAUACGAUCCGAAAGACCGGACGGUGUAUUGUUAACAUUCGGCGGGCAAACCGCCCUAAAUUGUGGCGUGGAACUUGAAAAGAACGGCGUGUUCGCCAAGUACAACGUUAAAAUUCUGGGAACGCCAAUCGAAUCCAUUAUACAAACUGAGGAUAGAAAGAUUUUCGCAGAUCGCAUCAGCGAGAUAAAUGAAAGAGUCGCGCCGAGUGCUGCUGUAUAUUCGGUCCAAGAGGCAUUGGAAGCUGCUGAGAAACUGGGCUACCCCAUAAUGGCGCGUGCUGCGUUCUCGCUCGGUGGCCUCGGAUCGGGCUUUGCUAAUACGAAAGAGGAGCUAAGAACACUAGCGCAACAAGCUCUAGCUCAUUCCAGUCAAUUAAUAAUCGACAAAUCCCUAAAGGGUUGGAAAGAAGUGGAGUACGAGGUUGUUCGCGAUGCAUACGACAAUUGCAUCACGGUGUGCAAUAUGGAGAACGUCGAUCCACUUGGCAUACACACCGGCGAGUCGAUCGUCGUCGCGCCGAGCCAGACCCUGUCGAAUAGAGACUACAACAAGCUGCGAACUACCGCCAUUAAGGUCAUUCGGCACUUUGGCAUCGUCGGCGAGUGUAACAUCCAGUAUGCGCUCAAUCCAUUUUCCGAGGAAUAUUAUAUCAUCGAGGUGAACGCUAGACUGUCCAGAAGCUCGGCACUAGCCAGUAAGGCUACGGGCUACCCUCUGGCUUACGUCGCCGCCAAAUUGGCCCUUGGAAUACCUCUGCCGGAUAUUUGUAAUUCUGUUACCAAAGAGACGACAGCUUGUUUCGAGCCGAGCCUUGAUUAUUGCGUUGUCAAAAUGCCCAGAUGGGAUCUCAGCAAAUUUCAUCGCGUCAGCACGAGGAUCGGCAGUUCUAUGAAGAGCGUGGGUGAAGUGAUGGCGAUCGGUCGUAAAUUCGAGGAAGCCUUCCAGAAGGCGUUGAGAAUGGUCAACGAAAAUGUGAAUGGCUUCGAUCCUUACGUGAAGCUGGCAAACGACGAGGAGCUGGAGAAGCCGACCGACAAAAGAAUGUUUGUUCUCGCGGCUUCGAUCAAAGCCGGUUAUUCGAUCGACCGAUUGUACAAACUUACCAAGAUCGAUCGCUGGUUCCUCGAGAAGAUGAAGAACAUCAUCGAUUAUCACGUGCUCCUGGAGAACACCGAUCACACGAAGCUCACGCGCGACUUGCUGCUGGGCGCAAAGCAAAACGGCUUCUCGGACAAGCAGAUUGCCGCCAUAGUGAAGAGCUCCGAAUUGGCUGUCAGGAUACAGAGACAAGAAAAUAACAUUCGACCGAUGGUGAAACAAAUUGACACGGUGGCCGCUGAAUGGCCGGCCAAUACGAAUUAUCUUUAUCUAACGUACAACGGCACCACUCACGAUGUAGAGUUCCCUGGUGGCUACACAAUGGUGAUAGGUUCUGGAGUGUACAGAAUCGGCAGCUCAGUGGAAUUUGAUUGGUGCGCCGUGAGUUGUCUGCGAGAAUUGCGAAAUCUUGAACGUAAGACCAUAAUGGUGAAUUACAAUCCGGAGACAGUCAGUACAGACUACGAUAUGAGCGAUAGAUUGUAUUUCGAGGAGAUUUCCUUCGAGGUGGUGAUGGAUAUAUACGACUGUGAGAGUCCUGAAGGUAUCAUACUGUCCAUGGGUGGACAACUGCCUAACAAUAUUGCCAUGGAUCUACAUAGACAGCAAGCUCGAAUCCUCGGAACGUCCCCGGAAUCCGUCGACGGCGCCGAAAAUCGUUUUAAGUUCUCUCGUAUGCUCGACAGCAUCGGUAUAUCGCAACCGAGAUGGAAGGAAUUGACAAACUUGAAGUCCGCAAUUGAGUUUUGCGAUGAGGUCGGCUAUCCAUGCCUCGUGAGACCUUCGUACGUAUUAAGCGGUGCCGCGAUGAACGUCGCCUACUCGAAUCAGGAUCUCGAGUCUUAUUUGAAAAGCGCGAGCGAGGUCAGCAAAGAGCAUCCCGUGGUGAUAUCGAAGUUCAUCCUCGAGGCGAAAGAGAUCGAUGUCGAUGCUGUAGCUUACGAGGGGAUUAUUUUAUGCAUGGCAGUAUCCGAACACGUGGAAAAUGCUGGUGUUCAUUCAGGUGACGCCACGCUCGUAACACCACCGCAGGACAUUAAUACGCAAACUCUGGCGAAGAUAAAGAGCAUCUCGAAAGCAGUAGCAGCGUCUUUGGGAGUCACUGGCCCUUUCAAUAUGCAGUUGAUUGCGAAGGAUAACGAACUGAAGGUGAUUGAAUGUAACGCACGAGUAUCCAGAUCUUUCCCUUUCGUCUCAAAAACUUUAGAUCACGAUUUCGUUGCGACGGCAACUCGUUUAAUCAUUGGCGAAACGAUUGAACCUGUAGACGUUUUAGCUGGCUGUGGAAAAGUUGGAAUAAAAGUACCUCAGUUUUCCUUUUCUCGUCUUGCAGGCGCUGAUGUAACGUUGGGUGUUGAGAUGGUAUCUACCGGAGAAGUGGCUUGUUUCGGCGAGAAUCGUUUCGAGGCGUACCUAAAAGGCAUGCUGAGCACCGGUUUUCAUAUGCCUCAAAGGGGCAUAUUGCUCUCCGUAGGCAGUUUUAAGCAUAAAAUGGAGUUACUGGGGUCCAUCAGAAAUCUUAAGAACAUGGGAUACAAGUUGUAUGCGAGCAUGGGUACCGCCGAUUUUUAUACCGAGCAUGGCAUCGAGGUGGAACCGGUGCAAUGGACAUUCGAGAACAUCGCCGUGAACGAGGAUUCCAGCCCGAGCCAACUUCGGCACCUUGCUGACUUCUUAUCGAAAAAGCAAUUCGACCUUGUGAUCAAUCUGCCGAUGAGAAACGGCGGGGCUCGGCGUGUUUCCAACUUCAUGACGCAUGGUUACCGGACGAGAAGACUAGCGGUCGAUUAUUCCGUGCCUUUGAUCACGGAUGUUAAAUGCGCGAAGCUUUUGGUUGAAGCGUUAAGAAUGGUUGGCGGGAAAGCCCCGCGUAUGAAAACGCACACCGAUUGCAUGUCAUCGCGCAAAAUGAUCAGAUUACCCGGUCUUAUCGAUGUGCACGUACAUACCCGCGAUCCUGGAGCGGUCCACAAGGAGGACUUUGCCUCUUGCACCGCGGCAGCGCUCGCUGGCGGCAUAACAACAAUUUUUGCGAUGCCCAAUACCAAUCCCGCGGUAGUGGAUCACAAAACAUUUGCGAUCGCCAAAGCGCAAGCUGCAGCUGGCUCACGAUGCGACUAUGCACUCUUCGCCGGUGCCUCAUCGGACAAUUACAAUGAUAUACGGGAAAUAGCACCGCACGUAGCCGCUCUGAAGAUGUACCUGAACGAGACAUUUACAACGCUUCGUCUCACUGAUCUUACUGUUUGGAUUAAGCACUUCGAAAGCUGGCCGAAGAAAUAUCCUUUGUGCGUACACGCGGAAGGACAAACCACAGCUGCGGUGCUCCUGCUGGCGAGUUUGCACAGCAGGCCGAUUCAUGUGUGUCACGUAGCACGUAAAGAAGAAAUACAAAUCAUUCGAGCUGCCAAAGAACAUGGAUUGGCGGUUACGUGCGAGGUGUGUCCGCACCACUUAUUCCUUUGUCAGGAUGAUUUGGAGCGAAUAGGCACCGGAAGAGGUCAAGUAAGGCCUUCUCUGGGAACAAGGGAGGACCAACAGGCGCUCUGGGAUAAUAUGGACGUUAUCGAUUGUUUCGCGACCGAUCACGCCCCACACACCGUGCAAGAGAAGUCUUCCGAGAAACCGCCGCCAGGAUUUCCCGGCUUGGAAACUAUGUUACCGUUGUUACUGAACGCCGUGCAUGAAGGAAGGCUGACUAUGGAGGACAUUAUAGACAGAUUGUAUCGGAACCCCAAAAAAAUCUUCAAUAUUCCCGAUCAGCGUAACACAUACAUCGAGGUCGAUUUGGACGACGAAUGGAUCAUCCCGGAAGCGAUGCCGUACAGCAAAUCGAAAUGGACACCUUUCACUGGCAUGACGAUUCGCGGUUCCGUGCACAGAGUGGUCCUAAGAGGCGAGAUUGCUUUCAUCGAGGGACAAGUACUAGUAAAUCCUGGAUUCGGUCAAGACAUCAGGGAUAUACAAUAUAAUGCGAAGGCUCAAGCAACGCUCCACGCGUCGACAGCGUCCAAUCAGCUCGCAGAUAUCGUCAAUAAAUCAUUGUCACUAGACAGUCUCCUGUCGCCGAACUACGAAAAAUCUAAUAUACACAUCGAAGUGCACGAAGACGAUCAAAUUGAGUUCACGCAUCUCUUGCAACCGGCAUCGCACAAGUCGAGCGUCCACUUCGCGCCGUACACAGACGCCGACAAGGAACAUUCCAAGGCACUGCUCUCUCAAAGAACUGUCUCACCGUUGCCUAUCAGCAAUGUCACUAGAUACAAAAGUGACAGUAAUCCGAAUCUACUUAUGACUGCCGUCGCAUCGAUUCCAACUGUCCAUACAGGCAACAGUCUAGUCGGACAUCACGUGCUUACCGUGGAUAUCUUUAACAAAGACAUACUAAAGAAUAUAUUCCACUUAGCGGAAACUUUCCGACAUGAAAUCAGGAAGGAACGACCCUUAGAUCAUGUUUUAAAGGGGAAGAUCAUGGCUUCCAUCUUCUACGAAGUUAGCACGAGAACAUCGUGCAGCUUCGCUGCCGCAAUGGAACGUCUCGGUGGUCGCGUAAUAUACAUGGAUGGUUCUACGUCAUCGGUGAAAAAGGGCGAAACCUUAGAAGAUUCGGUAACAGUUAUGGCAGGAUAUGCAGAUGUGGUGGUACUCAGACAUUCAGCGCCGGGUGCGGCUGCUAGGGUAGCGCAGCAUUGUAGGAAACCAGUAUUGAAUGCCGGUGAUGGAACCGGCGAACAUCCGACACAAGCGUUGCUCGACAUUUUCACAAUCAGAGACGAAUUCGGAACCGUGAAUGGUCUUACGAUCACCAUGGUCGGAGAUUUAAAGCACGGCAGAACCGUCCAUUCCCUUGCAAGGCUACUGACCCUGUACAACGUAGAACUUCGCUACGUUAAUCCACCUGGCCUGGACAUGCCGAAUCAUGUCAUUAAUUACGUGGCCGAACGUGGUAUCCCGCAAGAUAAGUUCUCGACUUUGGAAGAGGCAUUGCCCGAUACCGACGUGCUUUAUAUGACGCGAAUACAAAGCGAGCGUUUCGCCACGCAAGAGCAGUAUAAUAAGAUGUGCGGACUCUUCAUAGUAACCCCGCAGUUGAUGUCUCGCGCGAAAAGAAAAAUGGCGGUAAUGCACCCUCUACCGCGUGUCUUUGAGAUAAGCAAGGAAUUCGAUACCGAUCCGCGAGCGGCUUACUUCCGGCAGGCAGAAAACGGGGUCUACGUGCGUAUGGCAUUGCUGGCCAUGGUCCUUGGACGUAUUCGAUUUGACCGUCAUGGCCACCCGUCGUACCCGCCUGUAGAUCAAGGUACUUUUUGAAGAAGGUCACCGACAUAAUACGCCAAGGAAAACACUCACUUGCCAUUUUUGUUGUGAUGCGAGAGCCAAGCCACAUGAAUAUCUUUCAAGCAUUUCCAUGAAGAGCUUAUUGUUAGUAAAUAGAUUCGUAAAAAAAGUACAAACUAAAGCAUGAGACAUAUUUGAUUAAUUGUCCGACAAACAUUUUCUUAAUGCGAUUUCCAUUUUUAGGUACUUUUUAUUAAAGUAAUUUAGUUAAGUAUUUUUUAUAUAAGGGAAGGGGGGACAAAUAGUGAUUUUUUCCUCUCUCCCCUACAAGCUAAUUUCAAGUUUACAAGAUAUGAUUUUUCACUAAAAGAAUACUUUCCA